UGAUCGAAAGCGGUGUAGUCACAAUGGUGGUUGUGAUCCACGUAGACGACAUCUUCUCUAUCGGACUCAAGAGCGGGUGCGAUCAGUUUGGUGUUGACCUCAACCGGUAUGUGCCCAUUUCCAACCUUGGGGAACUCCGAUGGUAUGCGGGUUGCCGGUUUUCUCGUGACACGGUGUUAGGGACGGUGACUAUUUCGCAACAGGCUGUAGCGGAGAAGAUCGUUGCCAAGUUCGGUGUGACGACGGACAAAGAGACACCUAUGGUCGUUGGGUUGAAGCUUGAGCAGUACGACGCCGACGAGCCCGAUGUCGACGAGCCUUUCCGGUCGCUAGUGGGACACUUGAUGUGGCUGGCGAAUCAGACUCGCCCGGAUAUUCUCAACGCGGUACGUGCCGUUGCGAGGUAUUCGCACGCGCCGAAGCGACUCCACUGGGAGGCGGCUUUGCAUGUUUUGAUGUAUGUUAGAUUCACGAGAGGGAACGGGAUUACUUUUCAGAGGGGCACGGAGGGAGGAGACCACAUGGAACUUUUUGUCGAUUCGGACUUCGCCAACAAGGCAACCGACCGGCGGUCUGUUUCUGGGGCACUAGUGAUGUUCGCUGGUGCGUGUGUGAUGUAUCUGUGUAGGACGCAGAAGAGCGUCACCCUGUCUUCGACGGAAGCGGAGACGCAGAAGAGCGUCACCCUGUCUUCGACGGAAGCGGAGUACGUGGCGAUGUCUGAUGGGAUGAAGGAGGCUAUUUUUCUGCGGUAUCUGUGGAAGUUUAUCUUUCCGGGCCGUGAUGUGGGGUGCACGCCGGUGUGGGAGGACAACGUAGGCGCUAUUCACUUGGCAAGUAACCCGGCUACUACUCCCAACUCGAAGCACAUCGACAUCCGCCACCAUUUCAUCCAUGAGCGUGUAGCACGGGGGGGUUCAAGGUAGUCCACGUACGGUCGGACCUGCAACGCGCGGAUUUCUUGACCAAACCGCUCCCCAAGGAGACUUUUUGCGCGCAUCGUGACUUCGUGAUGAAUAUUCGUUGAUUUUGUUCUUGGUGUUGCACUAUUUCAGCGAUGGGGCCUUUCUUGCACCAUGUGUUUUAUUUGUGACCUGGUACUGGCCUUUGAUCUGCUGCUCGAUGUUGAUUUCUGCUUUCGCGAUGGAUGGGAUAGUUCUGCGUGAGAAUCAUGGGCGGGGAAGUAUUGUUCCAUAAUCCUAGUCGCAGGUGGUUUGUCUUAGUUUUGAUUUUUUCGGGAUGAAUGAUGCAG
Molecule: messenger RNA, 1252 nt
Organism: Ectocarpus sp. CCAP 1310/34
Lineage: Eukaryota; Phaeophyceae; Ectocarpales; Ectocarpaceae
Source: the annotation of a GenBank genome assembly